AUGAACGUCGUCGCGUACACCACUCCGGAGCAGCGGUCGGUGAUGGACACGGUGGAGCAAAUGCAGCACCACCAGGCGGCCAUCGCGGCGAACCGCACGUACUCGAGCGAAGUUGCUACGCUUACUGAAGCCGAUUCUCAAAACGUCCACGACAUCUAUGUUGCUGCAAACCUGGAUGUCAAGCCCUGCGAGUACUUCCUUCAGUCCCAAAACAUCAGCGUCCCCUAUUACGUCGCUCCGACUUACGAGAGCUACGUCCCCCCUGGAGGCUCCGUGAUCACCCACAUGCCGCCGCAAAUCAAGAGGAUGAAGAAGCGCUGCUGCGCCUGCUGCUAA
Messenger RNA from Neospora caninum, 336 nucleotides. RefSeq lists its product as hypothetical. NCBI's taxonomy places the organism in Eukaryota, Apicomplexa, Conoidasida, Eucoccidiorida, Sarcocystidae. The record is from RefSeq and is a predicted model, not a curated record. The coding region runs from base 1 to 336 and encodes 111 amino acids. The transcript is spliced from 2 exons.